This is a messenger RNA of Polyodon spathula (Mississippi paddlefish), 4862 nucleotides long. RefSeq names its product WD repeat-containing protein 49-like. The coding region runs from base 1479 to 4613 and encodes 1044 amino acids. The transcript is spliced from 20 exons. The record is from RefSeq and is a predicted model, not a curated record. NCBI's taxonomy places the organism in Eukaryota, Metazoa, Chordata, Actinopteri, Acipenseriformes, Polyodontidae. Gene Ontology annotation, molecular function: calcium ion binding; protein binding.
AUUGAGCAGUUUGUUCUGCCAUAUUUAGGUGGUUUCCAGAUUCCCAUUUUAACAUUAAUCAUAGAUGACCAACCUUUAUUUUUAGGUAAGGUACUGUAGUCCAAGACUAAUGCUAAUUGUGGAUUGUAAAUCUAGAUUAUUGUGUUUAACGUUCCAACAGUAGAAAGCUGCAGAGCAAUGAAACAGGCAGGUGGAAGGAUUACUAUAUAAAUUAUUAAAUUAAUCUUAUUGCACACUCAUGCCCUCAAGCUUUUAUACUCUGAAUCUGAUGAAUGUUGCAAUAGCUCUGAAAAUGAACCUGGUUGAAAUCUUUGGCACCCAACGAUCUUUUAGUGUGUGUGUGUGUGUGUGUGUGUUCAUGUUAUUUUUAAUGUAUUUUCUGGCUGUGACACACAAAACAGCUUUCGGGUGGAAAAGGAAAUGUUGACGUGCAAACACCACAUGAAAGCACUGAUGUGUGUUAUCUGUUUUUUUUUUUAAUCAUUAAGGCCCACUGUUGUGCAAUGGAUAUCAAAAGCACCAUUCAAUAGAGAAGUGAGAUUUAUGGAUUUAAGGCAAGUUUAAUAAUUCUGGGCAUGUAUUUCUAAAAAUAAGUUUGCGUACUCAAAACAAGUAAAUGCAAGGCACAAUAGACACUCAUAAUUUUAGAAUCAGAAAAUGAGUAAGGCACCCUUUGGGGAAUAUUAUUUUGUAGAAUAUUUAAAACCAAAUGUGUCUUACUGAAAGAAAAUCUACAAUAGCUACAAACUGUUAGUCAAAAUAAAUAAAUAAACCAAUAGGACUGCCAGUUUUGAACUUUUCAGCAUUCUGUAACAUGUAUUAUAUAACAUAAAAACAAAACAAAUGAACUAACCAGCUUUUAAAAAAAAAAAAAAAAAAAAAAAAAAAAGGUUGGUAGUUACACCACUAGUGGAAUGGAAUCACUUGUGAAAUACCUGGAAAACCAUUUUAUAGUGAAUCUUCUGGGUUAGUUUACUAUUUCUAUGCAGCCAAACAUAUCCCUAACAAUAGACUGGAUACUGUUGUGAUGCAAUAAACAUUGGGAACCUAGGCAAUAAUAAGUACACCUCUGAUAACCGGUUUUCCCAUGUGGGCUUGUGUAAAUUCAGUUACACUUCAAUGUUGCUGCCCCCGGCUAGUUAUUUCUCAAACAGUGGGGUGUUCGCUGCUGAGAUUAGUACCUCUCCAGCGUCCUGUUCUUGAAUGGAGAAAAAUCCAGACACACAAACUGAACUGCUUCAACUCCUGGUUGCCAGGAAACGUCUCCAAGGCAUUGAGAGAAAAGAAAAGCAAGAGAUUCUUCAUGCUGCUGUUAAAGCCUCUCUCAAACACAUGCUGUAUGUUGAUUUUAGGACGGCCUACAGAAUAUUCUGAAAGUCAUUCGUUACUGAUCUGUUAAUGUGCAGUGCAAUGCAAUCUGCUAGAUUUCUUUGGAUGAAGAAAGAAGCCAUGUUCUGCAGCGCCUAGAGGAGAACAACAUGGGAACCAUGAGCCCUGAAACUAUGGACACCAGAGAAACAUCAAAGAAAGAGAUGGAUCAUCUGGAAAACAGGCUAAACAUGAAAGAUUUUAUGAAGAUGCAAACACUUUUUGUGCUACCAGACCUGAAAGAACCUGUAUGCAUGACCAGGGAAGAGUUUGUUGACAAAAUCUUCUCCCUUGUUGGCCGUGGCACAAGGGAGGAAUACGGAGAGCUGUUUGACAAGAUCGAUGUGACUCGAGAUGGUGUUCUUGGCUGGGACAAGCUGACAUCUUUCCUGCUGUUGGAGUUGUCCGAGAAAGAUGAGCGAGCCAAAUCUUUACUGGUUCCUCAGUGGAAGGACCUUAAACUUCUUCCGUCUUCACUCAAGGAACAUAUCCAAAAGAUUGUGUACCUGAAGAGCACCAGCCGAUACCUGGUCAUUAGCAAGGAUGGAUUGCUGGAAAUCUGGGGUGAAAACCUUGCUCCACAGAAAACUCUACGAGUUGCCACCGAUUCUGUCAAACCCAAGGACCUUUGGGUUACAAGUAUGGUUUCACUACCAAAUGUAAACAAGAUAGCAGUUGGGUUUACCAGUAAGGAGAUUUGCUUUUAUGACCUGCUUUCUAAACAAGAGUUCUCAUGCCAGUAUAAACUGCAAGAUCUUGAAAAUACACCAAUAAGUAUGGAUUACUGGUAUGACCCUAGCAAUGGAAAUGAGGCAGUGCUGAGCUUUGGUGAUGUAGGUGGACAGGUAAAUGUGAUUUGUUUUACUUCAGCCCUCAUUUCAUUGUUUGAGAGGCCAUGCAACUCAACUGAGCAGGAGUCAGUUAUAACCUUUAAAUGGCAGGAGCUUGUCAGUGUUCAUCAGACGUGCUGCUAUGUUUUGAGACACAAGGCUCAUAGCAAGAACUGGGUCCGACAAGUCAAAUACUUGGGCAAUUUGGAAGCUUUCAUUUCCUGUGCUACGUGCAGCACAAACAGCAUGGUGUUAGGAUGGAAGGAAAAUAAAAAGAUACCUCGUACCACAGCUUUCCACAUCAGCAAAGGAGUCACGGCAUUUGACUACCACGACGGGCUGAAAUUGAUUGCCACUGCUGGUAUUGAUAACAAAGUGUGUCUUUGGAAUCCGUAUGUGAUCUCUAAGCCAAUCGGUGCUCUCCGGGGUCACAUGGCCAGUGUCACAGCAGUACAAUUCAUUGUCAGAAGAAAGCUGCUGCUGAGCUUUUCAAAGGAUAAGAUUUUAAGAGUUUGGGAUAUUCAUCACCAGUUGUGCAUCCAACGUAUAGCUGGUAUAUUCCCCAAGCAUCUAGAUUUCCAUUCCUUACUGUACUUUGAUGAGGAGCAUGGAAGACUUUUCACUACGUUUAACAAUCAACUGACACUUUGUGAACUAAAGCAAGAGACUGGCAGAGUUACAAGCCAUGAAAAGCCCAUUAGCUGUGUUCUUUAUAACAACGUCUUCAAGCAGGUAAUCAGUUCAGAUGUUGGUUCUACUGUAACCUUCUGGAUGAUUGAUACUGGGCAGAAGAUUAAACAAUUCACCCAAUGCCAUGGCACUGCUGAGAUCACCACAAUGGCACUGGAUGCUUCAGAGACCAAACUCUUUACAGGAGGGACGGACGGAACCGUGAAGAUCUGGGAUUUCAACAACCAUUGUCAUCACAAGCUCAAUGCAGGACGGGAUCAAGCUGAAGAAAUCUCCCAGAUCUUUGUGCUGAAAAGGACUGUUUUAGUUUUGGGAUGGGAGAGGAUAAUUACAGUGUUCCGGAUGAACACCUUCACUCAGUUCUUUGUGCAGCCUUCAGAAUGGAAAGGAGGAGUUCAACACCAGGACGACAUCCUCUGUGCAGCGUUCCUCCCUUCACAAACCCUGGUCACUGGAAGUUAUGAUGGUGAAAUAGUAAUAUGGAACAACAACACCGAAAAUGCCUUUCGCAAACUCCAUCCAGACAGUAAAAGAGCAUUGAAAUCAAAGUCAGAUAGUCAGUUUCUUAAGCGGACAAAGUCUACUGCAACUCAUCGUCAGAAUUCAGCGUUUUCCAGUGACAUUAGUGAAAACGACACAGAGUGUAACUAUGCUGUAACACGACUUUUCUUCCUGGAAGCUAGAAAGAAUAUGUCUGCUCUAGGAGGAGCAAACCUUGUGUCUUGUGGAGGCUCAGGUUUCGUCAGGUUUUGGACCACGUCAAAAAUCUGCUUGCUUGGGGAAUUUAUCGCUCACAAAGACACAGGUUCCAUUAUCAUGACUGUCGAUAGAACAUGCAAAUACCUUAUCACGGGUGACAUUGACGGAUGUGUCAAAGUUUGGAACAUACAGGAGUACUGCCUGCAUUACAGUGAUAGUGUUAUCAAUCAGCCACCUCCACUUCUGACAGUCUUCCAGCCACACGUGGACUGUGUUACUCACCUGGAAACGUGUGAGCACAGUGGGAGAUUGCUCAUCAUUUCAGCAUCAGCUGACUGCAGCGUUGCUGUUAGCAAUAUCUCUGGAUCCCCUGUAGGGAUCUUUGGCCAGGAAGAACAUUGGCGUAUUGAUGAAAGUGCUGAACCUCUUUUUCCAAACACACACCAAUUAGAAGAAGAAGGGGAGGAGGAUGAUAAUGAAAGGAAGGUGGCACAUGAGGACAGAUCAAGAGAAAAGCAUUCGCCUGCUCCUGAAGGAGACCCUCAGGAUCAAACUGUACCUUUUGCACUGGAUGCUGCAGAACACCUUGCUCCGAGUAACCCAUGGGAAAACACAAUUUUAGGGAAAAGAUAUGAAGAAGCCAGAAAUUCAAAAGAGAAUGAACACAAACCAUUUAUCUGGGAGCAAACACAAAGUUCUAUUGGUACUUUUAGUUCACUGCAUAUUGAAGACCUCAGGGAUGUGGGUGAAGUUGACAAACCAGAUUUCAUAAUCAAUCCUCACAAGUACUUUGGGGAGAAGACUGAAGAGAAGACCCCUCCACCCCCCCAACUUCCAGGGCUCUCUGAAACACUGAAAGCUGCCUUUGAUGAGAAGAGUUUUUUUCCAAAAGAAAUUCUCGAACAGGAACAGAAAGCUGGACAGUUUUACAAGCAGCUUUCCAAUGAGGUCAAAGUCAGGAAGAAACAAAGCCGAGCACGAGACAGAAAAGCACAUGGAAAUUCUCCAUCAGUUUUCAAACCUUGAAGUGAUCUCAUAAACAUCUUUAAGUUCAAGCUGUUUGAAAAACUCCUUUUAAACUGUUCAGCACACUUUUCUGUCUCUAAUAAUGGAAGGUUUUAAUCUGACUCAAUACCUUUGAUGCUAAUGUAUGCAGCAGUAUUUCCUUUUACAUAUUACAGUAUCAUAUCAAGUAUUGUAUUUAUAUUUUUGUAGUGCAAUACUUAUUAUAUGAAUGCCAUUGAAAAGCAAAAUAAAAUGUUUUUUAUAUCUGCA